Molecule: messenger RNA, 621 nt
Organism: Penicillium subrubescens
Lineage: Eukaryota; Fungi; Ascomycota; Eurotiomycetes; Eurotiales; Aspergillaceae
Exons: 2
Coding region: 1-621 (206 amino acids)
Source: RefSeq, a predicted model, not a curated record
AUGCCCAUCAGAAAGGCACUCCUCUCCUUGCUCGCCAAGGUCCCACUGCUCAAGGGCAUGAACCAGCCUUCCCUGCAGCAGUCCUCCAUCAACGACUCGCGGGAAGACCUUGAAGCCUCGAGCCGCAAGAUUGGGUACAGCAAAGAAGGUCUCGACGCCAAAUACAAGUGGAUCCGCGAGCACAAAGCCGCAAUCCGCGUGGGCAAGCAACUGGUCCAGCACGAAAUGCACAUCGUCGCCCAACUCCUGUACAUCGAGAACCUCGCUGACGAGAAGGGUUCCCUCACCCCCAGCCACGAGGAUCAAAUCCUCAAGUAUGAGGCCGAGCUCAAGCAGAUCAACCAUGAGUACAUGGAGUACCGGGAGCGAAUCAACGAGCUGGAGAGCUACAAGCCCCUUGGGCACAUGGCGAGCCAGCAUCUCCACCUGUAUGGCCACCGGGCGUAUUCGCAGGCCUGGAACAUGGAGGCAUAUUGGUGCCGCCUUUCGGACUAUUCGGGAUCGGAAGGGUGGAAUGCGGCAAAUGCACUGUCUUCGGGGAUGUUCAUGUUGCCAGCGUCACCGGGGAGAGUUUCAAGUUUCGACCUCAUCAGCUGGUCGCGACUCUCACUCGAGUGGUGA